This is a messenger RNA of Tetrahymena thermophila SB210, 2349 nucleotides long. RefSeq lists its product as hypothetical. The transcript is spliced from 3 exons. Lineage: Eukaryota; Ciliophora; Oligohymenophorea; Hymenostomatida; Tetrahymenidae. The record is from RefSeq and is a predicted model, not a curated record.
AUGAUUAAUGAUGAUAAAACUCACAUUAAGGGGAAAUCUUAUCUAUAAGAAACAAUUAGAAAUUAUAAGGUGAAUAACAAUGAUUAGGAAUAAGAAGAUUAAAAUGAGGGUUAUUAGCAAGAAUAAUAAUAAAAAAGUGAAGAUGAGGAAGAAGUAUAAGACAAUCAAGAUAUUACAGAUGUUUAGGAAUGGAGAGAAAUUUAUAAUCAAAUUAGACAUGAGCUGUUUGAGCAUAAUCAAAUAAAUGUUUUGAAGCUUUUGGCAUUAAACAAAACUACCAAGUUGAAACAUAAGAUUAUAAUGAUGAGCAGCGAAGAAGACGAAAAUAAUUAUGAUAGAUCUCGUGAGAGAGAACUUAUUUUUAAGAAAAUUAAAGCUUUAAAAGUAGAAUUGAGAAUUUACAAAGAAAAUAAACGCAGCAAAAAAGUAAGACCUGAGUAAUUGUAGGAUUAGAUUUAGGUUUUAGAAAAAAAAUUUGAUGAUUUGAAAUUAGAGCAGAUGGAUAUCUUUAAUUCGAUGGAAUCAGAGAAAAGUCAAAUCGAAGAAUAUCUAUCAAAAAUAGAUAAAAAGAUUAACAACGAAAGUGAUUCGGGAGAGGAUUCCGAUGAUGAAUCAGAAAAUGAUAAAUUGAAAAGAACCAAGAAGGAAAACUAUGGAGAUGAUUAUGAUCAAAAGGGAAAGAAAAAAAGUGAAGCAAUAAAGCUAGCUAAAAUGCUUAAAUAGAAUUCGCAGGUGAAUUUGUAUGAAGUAAAUGAAGUGGCAGAAGAAUAUUAGGAUGGUAAUGAGUCUGUUUUAACGAAAAAUGGGGGAGUUCACUCAUUUGCUAGAAGUUAACCUACUCAAAAUAAGCUAGAAAGCAAUAGUUAUUAAACUAAUUUAUAGUUACUGCUAGAUACCGAUGAAGAUGAAGAAGAGGAGUAUAGAGAAAUAUUAAAUUAAGUUGGUGUCAACUAUGGAGUAGAAGACCAGUAAUAAGAUGAAGAGUUAGAAAUAGAGAAUAAAAUUAAAACAAAACUUAAAAAGAAUAGCUCAAAUUAGAAUAAUAAGAUUCCUCCUUUAAGAAAAAAUAGCAUUAGCAAUAAGGAGAAUAUUGGAAGAGAAUAAGAUACUAAUCAUAGAAAUACUUAGCCUUCUUAGAGUAAAAACAGUUUGUCUGACUUUGGCAGUAAAGUUAACUAAAAAGAGACAGUUGAUGACUCAGGAAAUGAAGAUGAUCAGAGAGAGUAAGAGGGAGAUGAUUAUGAUCCUGAUGAAGAUAUAAUGAGAGAUGAAUUAAAUUUUGCAUUGCAGUAGGGUAAGAAACAAAAGAAGUAAAAUGAAUAGGAGCAAAAUGAUAUUAAAGAAAUUGAAAAUUAAAUUGAAGAUAUGGAAAAUGACCUUUAAGAUUUGAAACUCAACAUAGACAAAAUCUCGUAGUAAAUGAAGAAUAUGGGUGAUUAAAGCUUAGGCUGGCUCAAGGAAGAUCACCAAGACUUUCUUAGAGUCAAAAGCAAAUAUAAAAAUGAGAUCAACAACACAAAAUUUAUAGAGGAAUGUGUGAAUGUUAUUCCUGUUCAUGAUAAAGAAGAAAUCGAAGAACAUAUUCAACUUUACUUAUAAUAUUCAGCAUUGGAUUAAGAAAAAAAAGAUGUCUUAAAGAGAUAUAAACUCAUCAAGGAUCAAAAAACACAAUUAGAAGAAGAGUUAAAAUCUAAAAAAGUAAAAAUAUAAGAGGAAGUGCUCAUUUAAAGAAAACUCAAAAAGACCAGAGAGCAGAUCAUGGAAGAGCGUCUUAAACAAAAAGAUAAAAUUAUGGUUUGGAAGUAGAAUAAACUAAGUUAUAAGGAUAACAUCGUAUAGCAAGAGUUAGAAGAAAAGAGAAUACUUCAGUCUCUUGACAAAGAAAAGAGGAUCAGAGAUGAUAAACUCAAAGAAGAAAGGAAGUAACUUAUAAAAUAAUAUCAAGAACAGAAGGAAUUGGAGAGAAAAAAAUUGAGAGAAAUGGAAGAAUUAUAAAAAGAAAAAGAAAAAGUUAAAAAAAAGGUAUCUCUAACCGAAAUAACAAGAAUAAAAGCAAAGGAAGAAUAGAUGGUUAGAAAGAAACAAAUUAGAGUACUUGAAAAGAAAAUAUAAACAAAAGAGGAAUCCAUUGAUAUUUAGCGUAUAUAAUCCAUUAAUAAAGAAAAGUAUUCAUACAUAGAAAAUCGCUUACUUGAAUAAACAAAGGCUGCUGAGAGAAGAAUAACUCAAAAGUUUGACAACCAAGGUAAAAUUGAUAGAUUUGGACCUUCUGCUGACUCUUUUGCAGGAAACCCUCUCGGAAUAGGUGGCAGAUUAAAAGUUCCUUAAUGGAGAUCUAACAAUGUUUGA